CCGGCCGGCGGGGCAUUUAAACCCCGCUGACUGCGGGUGGAGGACGCGCGCCCCGCUCUGCGCCCUCCGCCCAGACUCUCCGCCUCGGGUACCGGCUCGGCAAGAUGAGGUCUUCCUUGGCUCCGGGUGUCUAUUUCCUCCGCGCCUUCUCCAGGGACAGCUGGUUCCGAGGUUUCAUCCUGCUGAUCACCUUCUUUGUCUAUACCUGUUAUCACAUGUCCAGGAAGCCCAUCAGUGUUGUCAAGAGCCGUCUGCACCAGAACUGCUCACAGCUGAUCGACCCCACCAACAGCACCCACAGCACCAAUGACACCACGUGGUGUAGCUGGGCUCCAUUUGACCAGAGCAACUACAAGGAGUUGCUGGGCGCCGUGGACAAUGCCUUCCUCGUGGCCUACGCCAUCGGCAUGUUCAUCAGUGGGAUUUUUGGGGAGCGACUCCCCCUCCGUUAUUACCUCUCAGCCGGAAUGCUGCUCAGCGGCCUUUUCACCUCGCUCCUGGGCCUGGCCUAUUUCUGGAACAUCCAUGUGCUUUGGUACUUUGUGCUCAUCCAGAUCUGCAAUGGACUCGCCCAGACCACAGGCUGGCCCUCAGUGGUGACCUGCGUUGGCAACUGGUUUGGGAAGGGGAAGCGGGGGCUCAUCAUGGGCAUCUGGAAUUCCCACACCUCGGUGGGCAACAUCCUGGGGUCCCUUAUAGCAGGCAUCUGGGUGAACGGGCCAUGGGGGCUGUCGUUUGUGGUGCCGGGCAUCAUCACCGCUGCCAUGGGGGUCAUCACCUUCUUCUUCCUCAUUGAAUACCCAGAAGAUGUGGACUGCACCCCUCCUCAGCACCAUGGUGGGCCGGAGGAGAGCCAGGACAACCUUGAGGAGUCUGGCAGCGGACACUACAGGGACAGCAGCAUGGAGCCGGUAGCUGUGAGCUCCAAGGAACCAACCCCAGAGCCUGCUGCCAUCAGUUUCUUUGGGGCACUCCGGAUCCCGGGUGUGGUGGAGUUCUCUUUGUGUCUGCUCUUUGCCAAGCUGGUUAGCUACACCUUCCUGUACUGGCUGCCACUCUAUAUCUUCAAUGUGGCUCACUUUGGGGCCAAGGAGGCUGGGGACCUGUCCACUCUCUUUGAUGUCGGUGGCAUCAUAGGCGGCAUCAUGGCGGGGUUGAUCUCUGACUACACCAACGGCAGGGCCACCACCUGCUGCAUCAUGCUGAUCUUGGCUGCCCCCAUGAUGUUCCUGUACAACUACAUCGGCCAGAACGGGAUUGUCAGCUCCAUAGCGAUGCUGAUCAUCUGUGGGGCCCUGGUCAACGGCCCUUACGCACUCAUCACCACUGCUGUCUCAGCUGACCUGGGGACUCACAAGAGCCUGAAGGGCAACGCGAAGGCGCUCUCCACGGUCACGGCCAUCAUCGAUGGCACUGGGUCCAUAGGUGCAGCUCUGGGGCCCCUGCUGGCGGGACUCAUUUCCCCCACGGGCUGGAACAAUGUCUUCUACAUGCUCAUCUCUGCUGACAUCCUGGCCUGCUUGUUCCUCUGCCGGUUGGUGUACAAGGAGAUCCUGGCCUGGAAGGGGUCCCUGAGCAGAAACAGAGGCUACAAAGAAAUAUGAGACCCUGAUUGGAAGGGAAGUAUGGAGGGCCCCAACUGGGUCCCAAAGUGCUCCCCCGGGGCAAGACAAUGGAAACUGCUACAGAAUGGACAGUUGCUUCAAAGCCUCUUGAACAACACAAGUUGGCCCAACCCAGCCCGCAGGGCUAUGGAACCAGGACAUUCUCCAUGGGAAGGGACUGCCAAGCAUGAGGAAACAGAAGACUCAAGGGCCUGAGUUUGGAAAGAUGCCAGCAGAAGGGUUGGGGAUGAGAACUGAGUGGUGCCUCCAUCUUAGUGAGGGAAGGAGAUGCUUGGGCUCUUGCUUAUUCAGAAUCUAAGUCCCAGGGCCAAGGCCUGGAAAAGGUUCGUGUGUCCUUCCUGUGUUCAAUUUUAACCUCUGUAAUCAGCCUGUGCCUAUAGAUGGGUAUUUCCAAGCUGACCCGCUUCUCUUGGUCCCUUUGUCUGCGAAUUCAGUCUUCUCUGUACAUCACCCCACCCUGGACCCCCUGCUCUACCCUCCAUCGGAUCCUGCUCCCGACUCCUGAACCAUUUUGAUGAAAGCAUGGCUGCUGUGUCUGCCAGGCCUAGCACAGGGGGAGGCCAGGAGAGUGCCAUGGGUACCAGAUUUAGUGGAGGCAUCUUGGGAGGUUCCUUGCCUGCCACCCAGCCCUCUGUGUCCCUGGGGAAGACGUUUCAGGGCAGUGGUGGGGUGAGAGGAGGGCACAGAGGGGCAUGACUAUAAGCUACCCCUGUGCAUUAAGUGUUUAAUAAUGAAAUGCCAGUGGUUGUCAAGUGUCCACUGAGCCAGUUUUACUGGAGGAAUGGACACAGGAAAAGGACAGCAUAGGUACUGGGGGACAGGACUAAUUAGAGAGAAUGCUGCCUGGUUCAUUAGAGAUCUGAGCCUAUUUUUUCUCCCUGGUGUUAUCCCCCCUGACACCCCCGCCACCCCAAAUCCUAGCUUGCUGCAUGGCACGCAUCUUGGCAUUUCUGGCCGACCUCUGAAGCUGCCCAUGGGCACCCAUUCAGAUUUCUUCUGCCCCUGUGCCUGUGCUCGUCUGGGUAGGGCUUGAUAGAGCAGCAGCAAGCUGUGGCCCAGUGGGUGGCUGGACGGGCCGGGGGGACCAGGACCAUAUGGUCAGUCAGCUGAGGCUGAUUCCCAUUGACAUCCCCAGGGAAGAGGGUCAUGACAAACCCGGAUGACAAAGCAGGGGCUUCCAGCCCAGGUAAGAUACAGUGGUUACAUUAACUGGGUCACUAUAUGAGCCCGUGCACUAGCUGGGUAUAAAUUCCACAAUGUGAGACUGUGUCAUACACACACCAGUGGUGACAAGUGGGUAAGUCUCAAACUACCAGGUCUCCAGUCUAGCUCUGAAAGGAGAACCUCCCAACCUCUGGCAGGAGCUGGGGAUUUGGCAUUAGGUUAGGCAUUCAGGAGUGCGUCUUUAAAGACCAGGCAGCUCUGAGAGCAUCCUCAGGGGAGCCACUAGGUGGCGCCACAUCCCCGUGGUUGAGCUGUGUGGGCCUGUGUUCCCUUUAGGCUUCCAGGUGGGGAGACCCCCAGGGACACAGGUUUCUUCCCUGGCCAACUUUCAGCCAAUUUUGCUUUCUGCUGCAGACGAGUUAGGGUGGGGAAGGAAUAAGAUAUUGUUCUUCCUUUGGCACUUUUGAGGGCUUCUCUUCCCCAGCCUCACCACUUACUAGCUUCAAACCUGUUUCUCAACUAGGAAACAGUAAUCACAUGACCUACCUCACUAGGAAAGGUGCGAAGGGAGACAAAGCAGAAUUAAACUCUCCCUGCCCCCCGGAGUUUGGCUAGUUAGGGGAUAAGAGGAAUAUGAAAAUGUAUGUAAACAGUACAAGAAAAAGCACUAGAGAUGAUGACUCAAGCUGAGAGUCUUCGCCAGUCUUCGGUCUGGCCCCAAAGGGCCAGGGCUGGCCCGAGAGUGACCGCAGGCCAACGCGAAGGAUGAAUGUGCCAGGUGUAUGAAGGGCGGCAGGGCAGGACUUGGGUGCUUAGUCUGAUGAGAUGCUGAGGGGAAGUGGGAGAGGGAGGAAGCUAAAAUUAAUAUAAUACUGUUCAAGUUCCCAGCACAGGCCCAGUGGGUAAGUGUGGGGUAAGUGUGUGCGAGGCACCGGGAGACCUCAGAACCGGCCUCAGAAAGGAGGAUUUGGGCUUGCCAUUGGGAGUUUGGGCAAAAUAUGAAAGAGCGGGGAACCCAGCCCUGAGAUCUGCCCUCUGCCAAUCUCCCAGGUCCCAGGCUCCCUGCCCCACCUCAGCUCUGGGCACGGACUGUUCCCCAGAGGCCUGGCACCUGCCUACUCCCUGGGCCUCGGCACUCACUCGGGGCUGAUGCAGGAGCAUUACGUUAAUUAGUUAUUCAUUUAAUUUAACUUCACAUUUGGUCUCAAUUAAGCUUAAAGUGUUCUUCCUUAUAGAUGUUACAAUAGCACUUGUAAUUAAAAAGCAAUAACUCUUUGCAUUUCUCCUUUAGAGAUCCACUGGGAGGCUGGGCUAGUGGGGGGGGGUGUGGAGAAAAGGAAAGAAGCAGUGAAAAGAAAGGGGAAGAAGCUCUGGGUAGAUGUGAGCAAGUGAGGCUGCUACUAGGACUAAAGCUGAGGGGAAGGAAAUGCAUACGUCAUAGGUACCAGGUAGGAACCCCAAGAACUGGUGAGGGGGGGUCUAGAGAUAAAGGGGGCAGACCUGGUGUAUAAAGGGGAGCAGGGAUAGGGAGAUGGGGGGUGGCGGAAGCCAGCCUUAGAGAUGAAAGAUGGAGCUUAUAUCCUGUGCCAGGUAGAAUAUCACACCCCCCUCCAGAGGGGACCCUAUCCUAAUUCCCAGAACUAGCGAAUACAUGGCAAGUAACAUUUUGUAGAAGUGACUGGGACCAUGAGGUGGGUGACUCCCUGGAUGAUGAGGGUGGGCCCAAAGUAAUCAGGUUGCUUAGAGCUCCAAGAAGAGCCAAGUGUGUGGGUGUCAGGGAGAGUGGAAGAUGAUGGCUUGCCAACAGAGGAAGGGAGCCCCGGGAAUGUGGCCAGGGAGUGGGGGUGGCCUCUAGAAGCUAGAAAAAGCAAGGAAGUAGGAUCUCCUCUGGAGCCUCCUAAACCUUUGUUUCAGCUCCGUGAACCCGUUUUAGAUUUCUGACUUCCAGCACUAUAUGAUAAUAAAUCGGUAUCAUUUGAAGCCACUGAGUUUGUGGUAAUUUGUUACAGCAGCGGUAGGAAACAGUUACGUGUAAAGCUGGGGCGACAUCAAUCUGAGGGUGGGAAAAGAACACAGGAAAACCAAUAACUUAAAAAAAGCUGAGGGGAGGCCAGGUAGCAUUUAGGGAGAGGUAAAGCCUACGCAUAUCACUACCCCAAGAGUUCUGUGAAGGCAGAAGCUGGCUAAAUGCACAAACUUUACAAAACCCACCAUGAUAUGAUGAAAACCAGCAAAAUGAGAGGUUGUCCGUGUUGUCAUUUCUUAGGUCCCGGGACACUGAGACAA
Molecule: messenger RNA, 5075 nt
Organism: Talpa occidentalis (Iberian mole)
Lineage: Eukaryota; Metazoa; Chordata; Mammalia; Eulipotyphla; Talpidae
Gene: SLC37A2
Product: solute carrier family 37 member 2
Exons: 18
Coding region: 105-1604 (499 amino acids)
Biological process (GO): glucose-6-phosphate transport; phosphate ion transmembrane transport
Cellular component (GO): endoplasmic reticulum membrane
Molecular function (GO): glucose 6-phosphate:phosphate antiporter activity
Source: RefSeq, a predicted model, not a curated record